CAGCGCCACGUUUAGACUACUCUGAUGUCGUGGCGCUUUAGGGGAAGAAGUUGGUGUUUCGCCGGGCCCCAGUACUGAGGACGCGGUCCGGGUGACCCCUGACCUCUUCCUACCCACCCCUCCGCCCGCCUUUCCCCCGCUCCUCUGGCAGGAUGAGGCGUGCAGGCCUGGGUGAAGGAGUACCUCCUGGCAACUAUGGGAACUAUGGCUAUCCUAAUAGUGGGUAUAGUGCCUGUGAAGAAGAAAAUGAGAGACUCACGGAAAGUCUGAGAAACAAAGUAACUGCUAUAAAAUCUCUUUCCAUUGAAAUAGGCCAUGAAGUUAAACAUCAAAAUAAAUUAUUAGCUGAAAUGGAUUCACAGUUUGAUUCUACAACUGGAUUUCUAGGUAAAACCAUGGGAAAACUGAAGAUUUUAUCCAGAGGGAGCCAAACAAAGCUGCUGUGCUAUAUGAUGCUGUUCUCAUUGUUUGUCUUUUUUGUCAUUUAUUGGAUUAUUAAACUGAGGUGAUGCAAGUAACUGUGAGUUUGGAAUUUGUUCCAACUUAACGGCUUGGAGUACCACUUCAGUAAAAAAUCAGCAUCAAAACAUUCCUAAAUUUCAAAUAAUACUAUGGCUUUUUCCAUCAAAGAUUACUGAAUUUUACUUGUUUUAUAAACCACAUUAGAUAAUACAGUGCUCUUUGAAUACUGUUUCUUAAUGAUUCAUUUUGUUGCCCCUAUUUUCAGGGGUAUUGAGAUGGUCUGAGGUCAGUCCGGCCCUAAUAAGUUUUUUUCCUGUUUUUUGCUGUCAGGUUAAAUAGCAGUAUAAUAACCUGUUGUCAUAUAAAUGUAGCUUUAUGUUCCACAUAAAGAAACUUAGUGGGAAAAUAACAAUGCCUGGAGAGCCUUGUGCUGAGCUCUUGAGGUGGUGAGAAAGUUUGUGAUGGAUGGUAAAUGUAUUUUCCUGAACUGUCAUUGCCCCUGACGAUGUACUCUCCUCUUCCUCCUUUAUUUGGUUAAAAUUGUAGGCUGAUUUCUUUUUACCUACAGUUUUCCUAAUAAUUUUUGAUGAUAUGACUCUUCUUCCGCUUCUGCCCAAGGAUCUCAUUCUUUAAUAAAACUUGUUAUUUUGGCAUAUUUCUAGUAAAGUUCAAAACAAAUGUGUACCCGUAUAGUUGUCAUUUUCUAUUAACUUUAUAUAUAUACCAUUGGCUUGGCUUAUAAUAGUUUUAUGAUUUUAGCUACUUAGGCCAUUUGGUUAUCAUUUAUGACAGAAUAAUGUGAAGCUAAAGUAAUUGCUAAGCUCUGAAUGGAAAUAAAAUGUUCAAGAAAAGUAAUUGCCUCUGCUUUAUUAUGUGCUCAAAAUAAAUAUUGGAAAUACUCAGGCAUUGACCUUGUGGUUAAGGGCACUGUUACUUUAAUCCAGUGUAUUUUCUAUAGAAAACAAAAUACAAAAGUGGACUGCUGAAUAGAAAGAGAUAUUAAAAUGUGAAAUACUCUGUAUUGCUACUAUUUUGGAAUUUGCCCAUUUAUGGGCUCCAAAAAUAAAAUUUUUAUUGAAAUAUA
Molecule: messenger RNA, 1546 nt
Organism: Kogia breviceps (pygmy sperm whale)
Lineage: Eukaryota; Metazoa; Chordata; Mammalia; Artiodactyla; Physeteridae
Gene: BET1
Product: Bet1 golgi vesicular membrane trafficking protein
Biological process (GO): endoplasmic reticulum to Golgi vesicle-mediated transport; vesicle fusion with Golgi apparatus
Cellular component (GO): SNARE complex
Molecular function (GO): SNAP receptor activity
Source: RefSeq, a predicted model, not a curated record